AUGGGCAAGGGACACGUCCGCAGAACGUGUCCCGCAAAAGAGGACAGGUCCAACGCCUAUGCGGCUGCAUCUCUUCCCGCGAACCACGUGAUGGGGAGCAAGGUGUGCUCCCCACCACCCGUGAGGGUGUGGGCUCGGUCGAUUCCCGUACCCCAUGGUACUCGUGCGGUACCAGCUGAUAACCUUCCUGAGCAACCAAAGAGUACUUACCUGCUACUAGGAAACGUCUCUCUGGCUGAUACUAUAAUCGGGAUCUCCAUCAUAUUCGGUGCUACAGUUGAAAAUUCUAUGAGAUCCAAUCAACUAUGUAUUUUCCAACUUGGUUUGCUGGUCUGCCCUGCAAUCGUCUCCAUAUUCAGCGUUGCACUGAUCGCAAUAGACAGAUACAUUUAUAUUCUACACGGUUUGUACUACCAGAGAUGGUUCAACACCACUAGAGUGAGAAUUGGCAUCGUCUGCAUUUGGAUUAUUGGAAUCAUCCUGGGAUUCAUGCCUGUGACGGGAUGGACUAACAAUGACCCUUUGACUUCAAACUGUUUAUAUGUUGCGGUUUAUCCCGGUGAACUAAUUGUAUUUAACUCCAUUCUCAGUAUUAUUCCUAUAGUAAUUGUAGCUAUAUUGUAUUGUAUAAUUUUACUUCAAGCUUUAAAGAACUUAAGAAAUAUUAAAGCUUCAAAUGCUUCAGUAAGUCAAAUAGAUAUAGAGAUUGAACAGACGUCUAGACUGAGAAUAUAUCGCGGUACUAAUAAAAUGACAAAUAAGAAGCCGCUAAAUAAACAAGAUAAUAAUAAGAUUAAAAGGAGUGCUUCGUUUCAUUCCUGUAAUAGCAAAAUGGCCUGUCCUCAAGAGAGAUUUAGAUCCAAAAGUACGGAUGACCUCAACCUUACAUUAAAUAGGUCUCGAGAAUACGUUAAUAAAAUACAAACACGAGAAAGAAGUGGACGCGUAUCUAACUCUAGUAUUUGUACCGUGGAAACAAUUUGCACAAUAGAAAACUCAUUUCGAAGAGCUACUGAAAGCUCAAUUGCAACAUCGAUGGAAUUACCUUGUAAGAAAAUUUGUAAAGUGAAUGGACCUAAGAAAUGGCGAGCAGUGACCAUAGUAAUGUUGACUUCGGGGAGCAUCAUCAUUACUUGGAUGCCAUUCUUUAUAAUUGUAAUACUUUUUGUAUACUGCGAAGAGAAACGCACAAAUUCGCGGUGCUUACAUUACUCAACAUUAUUGAGUGGUCCCAUAGCAUUACUGGCUUUUAUUAACAGUGUUUUAAAUCCUUUGAUUUACGCAUGGUGGCACAAAGGUUUCAAAAAAUCUAUUAAAAACCAUUUUAGACGAUAUGUUCAAAGACAUGUAUUGUUAAAAAGAAUAUUUAUAGCGUGCUUACCAGCUAUGGGGUGGACUGGGAAAACAUUUAGAGAUUUCCGAUGCUGGUACAUCGCCGUAUUCCCACCUUCCUUACUCAUUGUAUUGUCAACAGUCGUUCUCUCUGUCAUAAUAAUGGUAUGCCUCCUGUACAUACUUAUAUUACAUAGCGCAGUGAAAGCAGUUAACAAAAUUCGAGAAUGCAACGAAACUAACGUGGCUUACAUUAAUAAAGGCUUUGACGAAUCCAAUAACAUCGAUGAGAGAUCUAAAACGUCUGUUAAAAUAAUAGUAUCAACUGAAACUGUUAACGAAAAUAUGACAUCUUUAGAAAUGCACGAAAUGAAAACCAACUUUGAGCAUAAACAAUCGAAUGACUGUUUCAAAGAAAAGAUGACUAAGGUAUCGCAAUAUUACCAUAAAUCUAAGUCUGUAAAGUCCACCCCUAGUAAAUUGAAAGCUGUGAAGACUGUGCUUUUGGUUACAUUCUGUUUUUUAGGCACUUGGGCACCGUACUAUGUAGCUGUAAUAAUGUACGUGAAAUGUAACAUAUUGAUACACGGCUACGAUUGUGUGCCUCUGGAAAUUUUGACUCUUGGACCUUUAUAUCUAUUAGGAGUUAGCAACAGCUUAUGUGACCCGUUAAUAUACGCGUGGAGACAUUCUGGUUUCAAAAGAACACUUAAAAAGAUGUAUCUCAAGUACAUUUUGAAAUCGAAUAUUUAA
This is a messenger RNA of Diatraea saccharalis (sugarcane borer), 2085 nucleotides long. NCBI's taxonomy places the organism in Eukaryota, Metazoa, Arthropoda, Insecta, Lepidoptera, Crambidae. The record is from the annotation of a GenBank genome assembly.